This is a messenger RNA of Arabidopsis arenosa, 1636 nucleotides long. The record is from the annotation of a GenBank genome assembly. NCBI's taxonomy places the organism in Eukaryota, Viridiplantae, Streptophyta, Magnoliopsida, Brassicales, Brassicaceae.
GCAAAAUAGUAGCAUUACUAGCUAAGACAGCUUGUUUGAGAGACAAAGACAAAAAAAUGGAAGCGGCGGUGAACAACCACGAUGGAGAUUGCUGUAAGAGUGGGCCGGGUUAUGCGACACCCCUCCUCGCGAUGUCUGGUCCGCGAGAGAAUCUCAUCUAUGUCGCUGCCAUAUACACCGGAACCGGGCAAGCGAAGCCAGAUUACUUAGCAACUGUGGAUGUGGAGCCGAGUUCAUCGACAUACUCUAGUGUCAUCCACAGAUUACCAAUGCCUUAUCUUGGAGAUGAACUUCAUCAUUCAGGCUGGAACUCAUGUAGCUCUUGCUAUGGUGAUUCUUCUUGCGAGAGACGUUAUCUCAUCUUGCCUUCUCUUCUGUCUGGUCGCAUCUACUUUAUCGACACGAAAACAAACCCGAGGGAACCAUUUCUGCACAAAUUCGUGGACCCUGCUGAGAUUUCAGAGAAGACUGGAUUGGCUUAUCCGCAUCAGCCUCAUUGCUUAGCUUCUGGAGACGUUCUUGUGUCUUGUCUUGGGGACGAAGAUGGAAACGCAGAAGGCAGUGGGUUUCUUUUACUUGAUUCCGAGUUUAAUAUCAAAGGAAGGUGGGAGAAGGAUGGAAACAGUCCUUUGUAUGGGUAUGACUUCUGGUACCAACCUCGGCACAAGACAAUGAUCAGUACCUCUUGGGGAGCACCAGCAGCGUUUACCAAAGGAUUUGACCUCAAAGACGUCUCUGAUGGCUUGUAUGGAAAACAUCUACAUGUCUAUAGUUGGCCCGAAGGAGAAUUGAAACAGAUACUUGACCUUGGUGACACCGGACUUUUACCCUUAGAGGUAAGAUUCUUGCACGACCCGGAUAAAGCUACGGGAUUUGCGGGGUGUGCGUUGUCGAGUACUAUGGUAAGAUUUUUCAAGAACGAUGAUGAAACAUGGAGCCAUGAGGUGGCUAUAUCAGUGGAACCUUUGAAAGUUGAAAACUGGAUUCUCCCAGAAAUGCCAGGGCUUAUCACCGACUUUCUAAUCUCACUUGACGACCGAUUCCUCUAUUGUUCCAACUGGCUUCAUGGAGAUAUUCGUCAGUACAACAUCGAGGACCCGAAAACCCCUGUUUUAACCGGUCAACUACACGUUGGCGGGCUAGUCCAAAAGGGAAGCCAUGUCUUAGCCGUAGGAGAAGAAGGAAAGACAUUUCAGUUCGAUGUCCCUAAGAUCAAGGGUCAGCGUCUAAGAGGAGGUCCUCAGAUGUUUCAGCUGAGCCUAGACGGGAAGCGAUUGUACGUGACAAACUCGCUUUUUAGCGUUUGGGACAGACAGUUUUACCCAGAACUUGUGGAGAAAGGUUCACACAUGUUGCAGAUAGAUGUUGAUACAGAUAAAGGUGGUCUCUCCAUAAACCCUAACUUCUUCGUCGACUUUGGGACCGAACCGGAUGGUCCUUCACUCGCUCAUGAGAUGAGAUAUCCGGGCGGCGACUGCACCUCGGAUAUCUGGGUUUAGUUUUUUCAUUAAUGAAAAGAAUUUCUAUGGAAAUGGAACAAAAUUCAUUCAAAUAAUGGGUUAUGUCUUAUGUGUGAGUGUGAUCAAUCUAUAAAAUGUUGAUUACUUGAGAUGCUUAAUACACUUGUGAGUGCUCA